Messenger RNA from Austrofundulus limnaeus, 1971 nucleotides. RefSeq names its product coproporphyrinogen oxidase (gene cpox). The record is from RefSeq and is a predicted model, not a curated record. Gene Ontology annotation, cellular component: cytoplasm. The transcript is spliced from 7 exons. Gene Ontology annotation, molecular function: coproporphyrinogen oxidase activity. Bases 109 to 1479 code for a protein of 456 amino acids. Lineage: Eukaryota; Metazoa; Chordata; Actinopteri; Cyprinodontiformes; Rivulidae.
CCACUGAUAGCACGUAGGCAAAACUUCUGAUAAUGUUGUGAGUAGUUACUACUUAAAACAGUCACUGUCUGGACGCACCGAUAAACCAGCGAGUCUUUCUCCUACGGAAUGGCGUCAAUUGUCUUCUUUUCGGUAAAGAAAACUGCUCAGACUUCAAGACGGCUGAGUUCACAUUUAAAGGAUCUUGCUAAUUCAGGAGACUCUGGGUGGUUAUCAUUCGCCACUCACAACACGUCAGCGUCUCCGUUUCCGGGAGCAAGAUGGUUUUCCAGGGGUCCGGGUGUACGGUUCAUGUCCCAUGGGACCGCAGGCAGGUCCGCUGCAGGACGAACCAGAAGGGGAGCCCUAGCGCUCGGCGGAGCCGCGGUGGUAACAGCGGCGGCGGCGGUAGCGGGGUUUUUGGCCAACGCUGACCACUUCCAGCGGGCAGAGAUGGCAACAAUGGUCCCCCGAGCCGUCGAGAAGACGAAAGAAGAGGAGGGGGACAUCGUGGAGAGAUGCCGGGGCUUCAUGUCUGCUCCAGUGACUGACAUCAGUGUGCUGCAGGAAAGGAAGGAGGAGAUGAGCACCAAGAUGGAGAUGCUGAUCAUGGAGACUCAGGCCGAGUUUUGUAAAGCCCUGCAGGAGGUGGAUGGUGGGACAUUCAAGGUGGACCGGUGGGACAGAAAKGAAGGUGGUGGGGGAAUCAGUUGUGUGAUGCAGGAUGGAAAAGUGUUUGAAAAGGCAGGAGUCAAUGUGUCCGUGGUGUUUGGGCACCUGACCGAGGAGGCUGCGAAGCAAAUGAGGAGCAGAGGAAAAGUCCUCAAAGGGAAAGAUGGUAAGCUGCCGUUUUGUGCCAUGGGUGUGAGCUCCGUUAUCCACCCGAAGAACCCCCACAUACCCACAGUGCACUUCAACUACCGGUACUUUGAGCUUGAAGAGGAGGACGGCACCAAGCAGUGGUGGUUUGGUGGAGGAACAGAUCUGACCCCGGUGUACAUUAAUAAAGAAGAUGGCCUUCACUUCCAUAAAACACUGAAGGACGCCUGUGACAAGCAUCACCCUCAAUAUUACCCAGACUUCAAAAAAUGGUGUGACCGGUACUUCUACAUCCGCCACAGAGGAGAGACCCGUGGCAUUGGAGGGAUCUUCUUCGAUGACCUGGACUCCCCAAGUCAGGAAGAGGCGUUCAACUUCGUCAAGAGCUGCGCGCGCACCGUGGUGCCUUGCUACCUUCCCAUAGUCUACAAACAUCUCAACGACUCCUUCACUGCUGAGGAGAAGAACUGGCAGCAGAUACGGCGAGGGAGGUAUGUGGAGUUCAACCUGGUGUACGACCGGGGAGUGAAGUUCGGCCUGGCCACGCCUGGCUCCAGAAUCGAGAGCAUCCUCAUGUCCCUCCCCCUCACAGCCACGUGGGAGUACAUGCACGAACCCGCUAAAGGUUCCCGGGAGGCAGAGAUGAUCGAGGUGCUCCGAAACCCAAAGGAGUGGGUGUGAGCAAUGUUCAGGUUUACAACCCUUCAUUGUUGGAUUUUUUUUUUUUUUUUGAAGCAGUGACCUGUUUAACAAAAAUAUCAUAUUGCAUGGCAGUUAUCAGAAUUCACUUUCUUGGUAAUGGCUCUGAUUGUUUGUUUUGUCAGACCAUCCUUGUUAAAACUUGACAAAAGAGAUUUUAUUAAUGAAGGACAUUUGUGCCAUUCUCUCUGACAGAAUAAAGACCAAAAAAUAUUUUUUCAUGUGACCUACUUUUGGGUCCUCUUGAUUUGAUGAUUUGCUCACUUGAGCUAUUAUUUUUGUCAUGUCAAAAAUGUCAAAACUCUUAAUUUCCUCAACUGAUAAUUAAUGAAGCACUGAAAGCGGGGGCAGCUGAUAAUUGUGUUACUACUGAAAUGUGAAAUUUAAAAAAAAAAUUAAACCACUUAUGUAUGCUUAAAACCAUUUUGUGUUUGUACAAUCUGAUUCUCAAGUAAGAGCUAAUUGUUCCCACGA